GGACGGCCAUCUUUGAUGAGGGCAGAGCUCACGUUGCAUUGAAGACGAAACCUCGGGGAGGUCAGGCGCUGUCUCUCCUUCCCUCCCUGCUUGGCGGCUCCUCCACACUUGCAACCUGCAAGGGGCCAGGCGAGCACCACCCUCCGAAGAAACCAAGGUUCUGUGUCCAAAGCCUUCACUGACCUCUAGCCCAAGCACCCAGCCACCCCACCCCCACCACUACCAUGGCUGAAGACGCGGACAUGCGCAAUGAGCUGGAGGAGAUGCAGCGAAGGGCUGACCAGCUGGCUGAUGAGUCACUGGAAAGCACCCGUCGUAUGCUGCAACUGGUUGAAGAGAGUAAAGAUGCUGGUAUCAGGACUUUGGUUAUGUUGGAUGAACAAGGAGAACAACUGGAACGCAUUGAGGAAGGGAUGGACCAAAUCAAUAAGGACAUGAAAGAAGCAGAAAAGAAUUUGACGGACCUAGGAAAAUUCUGCGGGCUUUGUGUGUGUCCCUGUAACAAGCUUAAAUCAAGCGAUGCUUACAAAAAAGCCUGGGGCAAUAAUCAGGACGGAGUGGUGGCUAGCCAGCCUGCUCGUGUGGUGGACGAACGGGAGCAGAUGGCCAUCAGUGGUGGCUUCAUUCGGAGGGUAACAAACGAUGCCCGAGAAAAUGAAAUGGAUGAAAACCUGGAGCAGGUGAGCGGUAUCAUUGGAAACCUCCGUCACAUGGCCCUGGAUAUGGGCAAUGAGAUCGAUACACAGAACCGCCAGAUCGACAGGAUCAUGGAGAAGGCUGAUUCCAACAAAACCAGAAUUGAUGAGGCCAACCAACGUGCAACAAAGAUGCUGGGGAGUGGUUAAAUGUGCCCACCUGUGUUCUCUUCCAAAUGCUGUUGGGCAAGAUAGCACCUUUGUGCUUUUCUCAUCUUAUUACCUAGUAGGUCUGCACACAUACACACAUCAGUCCACCCCCAUUGUGAAUGUUGUCUUAUAUCGUUCAUCAGCUUCCCCAAACUAUUAUGUGUCUUUUGUUCUUUCUGAGUCUCUUUCUUUCCAAAGGUUGUAUAUAGUAGUCAUUUGGUGGCUCUAACUCCCUACGUAAGAUGUCUUGGGUUUCAUUUUUCCUUUUCUCUCCUCAGUGGUGUUUGCUGAAUGACAACAAUUUAGGAAUGCUCAACGUGCUGUUGAUUCUUUCAAUACACAGUAUUGUUCUUGUAAAACUGUGACAUUCCACAGAGCUACUGCCACUGUCCUUUCUUUGAGUGUCAGGCUCUGAAACUCUCAAAAUUUGCUGUCCUUGGUUCCUCAUGG
Neomonachus schauinslandi (Hawaiian monk seal) is the source of this 1295-nucleotide messenger RNA. It is a transcript of the gene SNAP25, whose product is annotated as synaptosome associated protein 25. Gene Ontology annotation, cellular component: plasma membrane; synaptobrevin 2-SNAP-25-syntaxin-1a-complexin I complex. Bases 225 to 845 code for a protein of 206 amino acids. Lineage: Eukaryota; Metazoa; Chordata; Mammalia; Carnivora; Phocidae. Gene Ontology annotation, biological process: synaptic vesicle fusion to presynaptic active zone membrane; synaptic vesicle priming; exocytosis. Gene Ontology annotation, molecular function: SNAP receptor activity; syntaxin-1 binding; voltage-gated potassium channel activity. The transcript is spliced from 8 exons. The record is from RefSeq and is a predicted model, not a curated record.